UCAUAAAUUUAAAACAGCUGGAGUUUGUUUAUUAUCUAUUCGCAAAUUAUAACACUUCAUUUGUGUUUUACAAAUAUAUCCUUUAUGGAUACAUUAAAUUUAUAAUACAUUAUAAACAAUAUAUAUAACGCUUAAAGUUAAGUCUAAAAUAAAAUUUGUUCAAUGGAAAACAAAGGUGAAUAUUGUGGAGAGUCUUCAGAACCGCAAACCACACAAGAUCAUAAUGCAUUAUUGGACUCACCUAUACGUGGUCCUACAUUAUCAACUAGUACAUCAAGUUUCGAAGCUUUGGAUCCCCAUGAUCCUAAUUUGAGCAAGUUAGCAACGAAAAUGUUUCGUAAAACAGAGGAGUAUAUAAGUAAUGAACUGAAUGCUCCACUUGAAGAUUACAAGCUUUUGGAAGAAAUGAAUAAAGCCACCGUGGCUAAGUAUUCAGAUAUGCAACAAAUUGCUGAAAAUCUUAGUGUAUCCACAAAUGAAUUAAGCAUAAAAUUCCAACAAUUGGUGCCAUUAAUGAAGCAAAUCGAUGAAAUAUCGGAUACCGUAGACAAGUUGGAAGCUGCUGCUUAUAAAUUGGAUGCUUAUAGCAUAGCACUUGAAAACAGGGUAAAGUCUGUACUUCAACGAAAGACAAAUAUGCAUUGAAAUUUUAAUUUAUUUAGUAUUAGUUUUUAGAUUAAUUUACAAAAAAUAUGCAAAAUAAAAGUUGAUUUAUUAUCCAAGUAUCAGCUUUAUUAAUAUCGCAAGCACAUUAAGGAAUAUCAGUGGAACUAAAAUGAAAUUAUAAAUUAGUCAAUUCAAUUCUCGAAAUCGCUGUAUAACUUACUCUUCGCGACUGUACGUAUGGAACGAACGAGAUUAAGGAUCUGAGCUUUCGCUGUGGGCUGUCCAAAUUCUUGCAUGUUAUUUGCCUGUGCGCCCCAACCAACUACAAAAAUACUUGAUAAAUAUUAGGAUGUUUGUGUACGAAAUAGUUUACUCACACUUAGCCAAAAAGCGUUCCUCGUGUAGUACACAUACUGCAUUCAGGCAUAGUAAAGAAGCCUCGACAAGCGUCCAUAAAGUAAACAUUUUGAUAAUCAAAUAUUUUUAGAAAACGAUGACGACGAUCAAAAACAAUCUACAAUUCCGGCUCUCAAAUUGCCCAAA
Zeugodacus cucurbitae (melon fly) is the source of this 1149-nucleotide messenger RNA. It is a transcript of the gene Blos2, whose product is annotated as biogenesis of lysosome-related organelles complex 1 subunit 2. The coding region runs from base 163 to 645 and encodes 160 amino acids. Gene Ontology annotation, biological process: lysosome localization; endosomal transport. Gene Ontology annotation, molecular function: gamma-tubulin binding. Gene Ontology annotation, cellular component: BORC complex; gamma-tubulin complex; BLOC-1 complex. Lineage: Eukaryota; Metazoa; Arthropoda; Insecta; Diptera; Tephritidae. The record is from RefSeq and is a predicted model, not a curated record. The transcript has 2 exons.